Sciurus carolinensis (gray squirrel) is the source of this 393-nucleotide messenger RNA. RefSeq names its product nanos C2HC-type zinc finger 2 (gene Nanos2). Gene Ontology annotation, molecular function: mRNA binding; zinc ion binding. Gene Ontology annotation, biological process: oogenesis; negative regulation of translation. Lineage: Eukaryota; Metazoa; Chordata; Mammalia; Rodentia; Sciuridae. Gene Ontology annotation, cellular component: perinuclear region of cytoplasm. The record is from RefSeq and is a predicted model, not a curated record. The transcript has a single exon. The coding region runs from base 1 to 393 and encodes 130 amino acids.
AUGGAACUGCCACCCUUUGACAUGUGGAAGGACUACCUCAACCUGAGCCAGGUGGUGCUGACGCUGAUCCAGAGCCAGAGAGAAAGGUUGGAGGCCGAGAGGCUUGAGGAGCAGGGACCUGGCCCCCAGCUGGGGCGGGAUCAGGGGCUGGGGGCUGCCCUCUGCAACUUCUGCAAGCACAACGGGGAGUCCCGCCAUGUCUACUCCUCACACCAGCUGAAGACAGCGGAGGGCGUGGUGGUGUGUCCCAUCCUGAGGCACUACGUGUGUCCCCUGUGCGGAGCCACCGGCGGCCAGGCCCACACUCUCAAGUAUUGCCCGCUCAACGGCAGCCAGCAGUCCCUCUACCGCCGCAGUGGUCGCAACUCAGCAGGCCGCAAGGUCAAGCGCUGA